Messenger RNA from Syngnathus acus (greater pipefish), 1740 nucleotides. RefSeq names its product methyl-CpG binding domain protein 2 (gene mbd2). The transcript is spliced from 7 exons. Bases 365 to 1162 code for a protein of 265 amino acids. NCBI's taxonomy places the organism in Eukaryota, Metazoa, Chordata, Actinopteri, Syngnathiformes, Syngnathidae. Gene Ontology annotation, molecular function: DNA binding. The record is from RefSeq and is a predicted model, not a curated record.
UCAAUAGAAGAUCUCAGAGGGAGCGAUCGAGCAAGAUAGACGUCACAGGCUCGCAGCUUGCCGUUAGCCCAUUUCGGACCUCACCGGACGUUGAUUUAUUAUUUCGGGAGGCAAACUGAAGUAUAUUAUAGAGAGAAGGUCGUUUCAUUCCCGGCAGCAGACCACGCGGUGCACUUUUCUUUCACAUAACACAAAACAAGCAGCCAGGGUGGAGGCAGGGCGAGCCGGCAUAACGUAACAUCUGUGACGUCAGCGCUUGUUCCGCCGGGUUUGCCGUCUCGCCUCCACAGUUAGGCUGGAGGGCCACUGAGCGAGAUCAAUUGACUUGAACGUAUCUGAAUCCUGAGAUCGCUAGUGUGUACUGAUGGAGAAGAGGAGGUCGGACUGUCCAGCUCUGCCACCCGGCUGGAAGAAGGAAGAAGUGAUCAGGAAGUCCGGUUUGAGCGCUGGCAAAAGCGACAUCUAUUACUACAGUCCUACAGGGAAAAAGUUCCGGAGUAAACCUCAAUUGUCCCGUUACCUUGGAAACAAAGUAGAUUUGGCGUGUUUCGACUUCCGGACGGGGAAGAUGAUGCCUGGCAAACUGCAGAAGAACAAACAGAAACUCCGACAUGACCAACUGAGCCUGGCAAAGGGAGGUAAGCCUGACCUGAACACGAGUUUGCCCAUCAGACAGACGGCAUCCAUCUUUAAACAGCCCGUUACCAAGAUUACAAAUCACCCGGGAAACAAGGUAAAGACAGACCUACAGAGAGCGACUGAGCAGCCCAGACAGCUUUUUUGGGAGAGGAGGUUAACAGGUUUGCGAUCAUCAGAUGUCUCACAGGAAGUGCUAAGAACAAUGGAGCUGCCCAAAGUCCUACAGAGUGUUGGUCUCAACUCAAGUGAUGACACUCUGCUGUCAGCAAUUGCAAGUGCUCUCCACAUGAGCUCUGCUCCUAUCACAGGACAGACAUCUGUGGCAGCCGAGAAGAACCCAGCAAUCUGGCUGAACACGUCCCAGCCGCUCUGUAAGGCCUUCACUGUGACUGACGAGCAAAUCCGGGAGCAGGAGCUGAAGGUGCAGCAAGCAAGGAGGAGUCUGGAGGAGGCACUAAUGGCAAACAGCUUGGCACGGGCUGCUGAAAACAGCAAACAGAUGUCGGAAGAAAAAGCGACUUAAAGUCAACAAACAAGAAAAUAGACAGGGUUCCUCUGUUCACCAGCCUCAGGUUUAUCAUUCUCUUCAUCUGGACCGAAACAACAAACCAACACAAUUCGUGCAGCGUUCCUCUUCAAACAAGUCUUUCCCCUGGGUGACAUCAGACCGGAUAUAAAAAGCCUCUCAUUAACAUGAUAACAAGUAACAGUAACUAUUGUAUAUAGCAACAGAGAGUGCUCUGCGAAAAGAGGAAAAAGAGCAAGCCUCUGAUCAAAACGUUCCGUGAACUUUUAAAGAAGCUCUUAUUGUGUGUCCGUUUCAAACUUAUUAUAAGUAUUUUUAAAAUGAGCAUCACCCUCAUAUUAGAAGAUAACAGGUUGCAAACUGCUGGACGGCCUUUGCUAACUGCUUAAUUUACUCUUCCUGUGCUCUCUGAUGAUUUUUGAUGUCGAAAUUUUGUUCACAUUCAGGGUUUUUCAUUGAGUAAUGAAUUUACAUGAAUAUGAAAAUGAAAAUUUAUUUAAUGCAAAUUUUAUACCUUGACAGAACAGUCAUGUACAUUUUUCAGACUGCCGUAAAUAAAUGAUUAUAUUCGCAAA